Messenger RNA from Patiria miniata (bat star), 2054 nucleotides. RefSeq names its product transmembrane protein 79-like. Lineage: Eukaryota; Metazoa; Echinodermata; Asteroidea; Valvatida; Asterinidae. The transcript has 4 exons. Gene Ontology annotation, biological process: regulated exocytosis. Gene Ontology annotation, cellular component: trans-Golgi network membrane; lysosomal membrane. The record is from RefSeq and is a predicted model, not a curated record. The coding region runs from base 148 to 786 and encodes 212 amino acids.
CGAUUAGCGUUGCGUUCUUCCCAACAAGGCAGUUUUAUACAGUUACAGACAUCAGAACACUGGGACAUUCUCUACAAUCUUUGCUGUCGACAAAAACACCUCAUUAAGAGUUCCGUCCAUUCUGCUUUCAUCAUCAUCACAACCAUCAUGACUAGGCCCAACAAUCUCCUGAGGAAAGUCCGUGACAGUGAGGACGGCGAGACCGACCCACCACGGCCCGACACGAACCCGGAUCUUGACCGGUCCUUCCAGUUCAAAGCCAAGGCCCGACUGAACGUCUUCAACUUGGUAUUGACGGCUAGUACGUUCUUCGUAGUGCCGCUGAUGGUCUACGUGGGUGCCGUCUACCUGCCCAUCGAGAUCCCACCGCUGCACGGCAUGAGUGGCCGGCUGGUCUUUGCGAUCAGGUGCCAAGGCGUGGCCAUAAUCCCCUUUGCGAUGGGAAUUCUGUACUUGCUGAUCGGGCGCCUGCGCUGUAAGGAGGCCAAAGACCUAGAGAACACGGAGCACUACGUGCGCCACUCCCUGGAGCAGUACAUCAUGCUGCUGGUCAACACCGUUGUCAUGGCAACCUUCAUCACUGAGGAGUACAUCAAGAUGAUCCCCGUCUUCAUUGGCAUCUGGGUCAUCGGACGUUUUGUCUACUGGUUCUCGUACUAUCUGCGUCCCAUGUACCGUGGCUUCGCCCUGUGUAUCGGCAUGCUGCCCAACCUUGGUAUGAUGGCAUACAACCUGUUUGCCAUGGUAGACUCUGGAUUCACUAGCGAUGUCUCCCUGUUCGACUAGAGUACCUUGCUGACAUUUGGUAUAAAUGUAUUGAGUUGCUCAGGGGAAAGCACAAGGGCAUGUGCUGGGAACCAGCCACAAGAAAAUUAAAAAAAUCGUGUAAUUUGAAACUGGUACCCUUCUUUUGCCAAAGAGAUAUUGCGCUCAGCAAUUUUUUUUUUGAGCGAAAGAGGGCGCUUUAAAGUCGUCAUUUUUUUGGUACUACUAUUAGAGAUUUCAUGUUUAUUGAAGCAAUGUAGCGACUUCAUUUGAAUCUUAAAAUACAUUUUUUUUUUAAAGCAAACUUUUUGAUUGGAAAAACAAGUAACCUUGGAUUCAUUAUAUUUGUACCAACACAAUGGCGUCGUACAGCGCCCUCACCGUUCGAAAUAUGACCAGACAGGCCGUUAACAGACUAGUUUUCGAAGGUGAAAAUGUUGUUGUUUUUGCUGAAACUAAAUCUUGCGUGUUCAGUUAUUUUUUUUCUGGUAACUUAAAGUAGAUCAAGAUUCUGUGACCAUCUGGAUUUGUCAAUGAUGUUUAUACCUUGUGGCAUGGUAGCUACGUUAGUGAUCCAUGCAUUCCUUUUGCGUGCCAAAACAAGAAAGAAAAAAAGGCUGAAUAUUUCACUAAAGGCCUAAUUAUGAUAAUGACAAAUGAUUAGGACUUAUAUAAAAUAGCAUCCGACAAAUUAAAAGAUACUAAUCGUCGGAUUUUAAAUUGCUUUUUCGGUUGUGGAAUCAGUCUGUCAGUGUUUUUCAAAUCGAAUUGAUGCUUUUCUUUUGUAGGAGAUAAUAAGCCUUCGAGUAUGGCCCAUAAUGUUUUUGUUAAAAAAACCAGUGUUUUAUUCUGUGUUGCGUUUUCCAGUGGAGCGUGGGUAUAAUGAGUAGGGCCUAUCACAAGUUUGAAUGUGUGAUUUGUAGUUAUGAUGAUUAGUACCACGCUAGCCUCAGUCAAGAUUCGUGAAUACACUGCCGGUUUUGCUAACAUUUUGUAGGCCAGCGGAGGGCCCAAGCAGAGCACAGUCAGCACACACUGUUGGCUAUCUAAGACGGAUGGAUUUGAUAGGAAGGUAUCGUAGCAGAAAAAGGGUACAAAUUACAGUCGAGUCUGGUUAUAACAAACUCGUUCGGACCUAGCCAAAUUGUUUGUUAUAUCAGAAUUUAAUUAAAGAAUUAAAGAAUUUAAUUAUAGAAAUUAAUUAAAAUGUCAAUAUUUAUUUAGAUGAAAAAUUGUAGAAAAGUUUUUGACAAAUGAAUAAAUGCUGUUUAUGCAAGAGCAUGUCUCAA